AUGCAAUUGCUGCACACUGGCAAGCAGCUGCCAUCGGGGGUUCCUGGGCGGUUAAGCGUCUCCCCGGAGUCGCUGCCCAGAACCACAGCUUUCCUUCCGACAGUCAGGACGGGGGAGAGAGGGGACGUCGGAGGGGCCCGGGGUGACGUCGAGGGGACAACCCCACCGCGGGUGGCGAGGCGGGCUGGGCCCCUGGCGGGCUCUCCCCGCAGCACACUCUCGCCGCGCCCCCUGGCGGAUGCUAGUCCCCGACGGGCUCCGGACGCUCAGCUGAUGCGGCCCGGCGGGGCAGCCUCCUCCCGUCACUUCAGCCAGCGCCGCAACUAUAAGAGGCGGUGCCGCCCGCCGUGGCCGCCUCAGCCCACCAGCCGGGACCGCGAGCCGUGCUGUCCGCCGCCCGCCCCCAGGGUUGUUAAAGCCAGACUGCGAAUUCUCGCCACUGCCGCCACCGCCGCGUCCCGUCCCAUCGUCGCGGGCAACAGCCAAAGUCGCCGCAACUGCAGCACAGAGCGGGCAAAGGGUAUUGUGAACGUAGCCUCCUCCACGAACCUGCUGACGGACUCCAAGAGUCUGCAACUGGUACUCGAGCCCAGUCUGCAGCUGUUGAGCCGCAAACAGCGGCGUCUGAUACGCCAAAAUCCGGGGAUCCUGCACAGCGUGAGUGGGGGGCUGCAGAGUGCCGUGCGCGAGUGCAAGUGGCAGUUCCGGAAUCGCCGCUGGAACUGUCCCACUGCUCCAGGGCCCCACCUCUUCGGCAAGAUCGUCAACCGAGGCUGUCGAGAAACGGCGUUUAUCUUCGCUAUCACCUCCGCCGGGGUCACCCAUUCGGUGGCGCGCUCCUGCUCAGAGGGUUCCAUCGAAUCCUGCACGUGUGACUACCGGCGGCGCGGCCCCGGGGGCCCCGACUGGCAUUGGGGGGGCUGCAGCGACAACAUUGACUUCGGCCGCCUCUUCGGCCGGGAGUUCGUGGACUCCGGGGAGAAGGGGCGGGACCUGCGCUUCCUCAUGAACCUUCACAACAACGAGGCUGGCCGUACGACCGUAUUCUCCGAGAUGCGUCAGGAGUGCAAGUGCCACGGGAUGUCCGGAUCCUGCACGGUGCGCACGUGCUGGAUGCGGCUGCCCACCCUGCGCGCCGUGGGCGAUGUGCUGCGCGACCGCUUCGACGGCGCCUCGCGCGUCCUCUACGGCAACCGCGGCAGCAACCGCGCUUCGCGGGCGGAGCUGCUGCGCCUGGAGCCGGAAGACCCGGCCCACAAACCGCCCUCCCCCCACGACCUCGUCUACUUCGAGAAAUCGCCCAACUUCUGUACGUACAGCGGACGCCUGGGUACAGCGGGCACGGCAGGGCGCGCCUGUAACAGCUCGUCGCCCGCGCUGGACGGCUGCGAGCUGCUCUGCUGCGGCAGGGGCCACCGCACGCGCACGCAGCGCGUCACCGAGCGCUGCAACUGCACCUUCCACUGGUGCUGCCACGUCAGCUGCCGCAACUGCACGCACACGCGCGUACUGCACGAGUGUCUGUGAGGCGCUGCGCGGACUUGCCCCCGGGAACACUCUCCGCGAGCCCUCCCCCAAAGAGACUCGCUGGCACUCAAGACCCGGUUAUUCGCCCACCCGAGUACCUCCAGUCACACUCCCCGCGGUUCAUAUGUAUCCCAUCUCUCCCACUUCCUCCUACCUGGGGACUCCUCAAACCACUUGCCUGGGGCGGCAUGAACCCUCUUGCCAUCCUGAUGGACCUGCCCCGGACCUACCUCCCUCCCUCUCCGCGGGAGACCCCUUGUUGCACUGCCCCCUGCUUGGCCAGGAGGUGGGAGAAGGAUGGGUCCCCUCCGCCAUGGGGUCAGCUCCUGACGGUGUCACUCUGCCUGCUCCAUCGCACCAGUGACCUCUCUGCCUCUCUUCUUCCCUUUUGUCCUGCGUUUUCUCUGGGUCCUCCGAGGCCCCUUCCUAUUCUCCUGCCACGGGUGCAGACCCUGAACCCACACCUGGGCAUCAGGGCCUUUCUCCUCCCCAUCUGCCGCUGAAGCAGGAGGUUCCAGGGCAAAAGGGCAGCUGUGAUGAUGUGGAAAUGAGGUUGCGGGAACCAGCAGAAAUGCCCCCAUUCUCCCAGUCUCUGUCGUGGAGCCAUUGAACAGCUGUGAGCCAUGCCUCCCUGGGCCACCUCCUACCCCUUCCUGUCCUGCCUCCUCAUCAGUGUGUAAAUAAUUUGCACUGAAACGUGGAUACAGAGCCACGAGUUUGGAUGUUGUAAAUAAAACUAUUUAUUGUGCUGGGUCCCAGCCUGGUUUGCAAAGAACACCUCCAACCCAACCCUAUCCCUCUCCACUAUUCUCUUCUUUCUCCCUGCAGCCUUUUAUGGUCCCUCUUCUCUCCUCAGUUUCUCAAAGAUGCGUUUGCCUCCUGGAAUCGGUAUUUCCUUCCAUUGUAGCUAUUAGUGGCUCCUCGCCCCCACCAAUGUAGCAUCUUCCUCUGCAGAAUAAAAUCUCUAUUUUUAUCGAUGGCUUGGUGGCUUUUCCUUGAAUCCAGAACACAGCCUUGUUUGUGGUGUCCCCUAUCCUCUCCUUUUACCACUCCCAGGCUUGGAA
Messenger RNA from Cercocebus atys (sooty mangabey), 2591 nucleotides. It is a transcript of the gene WNT1, whose product is annotated as wingless-type MMTV integration site family, member 1. Gene Ontology annotation, biological process: multicellular organism development; cell fate commitment; neuron differentiation. Gene Ontology annotation, molecular function: cytokine activity; frizzled binding. NCBI's taxonomy places the organism in Eukaryota, Metazoa, Chordata, Mammalia, Primates, Cercopithecidae. The transcript is spliced from 6 exons. The record is from RefSeq and is a predicted model, not a curated record. Bases 1 to 1527 code for a protein of 508 amino acids. Gene Ontology annotation, cellular component: extracellular region.